Molecule: messenger RNA, 2920 nt
Organism: Haplochromis burtoni (Burton's mouthbrooder)
Lineage: Eukaryota; Metazoa; Chordata; Actinopteri; Cichliformes; Cichlidae
Gene: galnt12
Product: UDP-N-acetyl-alpha-D-galactosamine:polypeptide N-acetylgalactosaminyltransferase 12
Exons: 10
Coding region: 553-2280 (575 amino acids)
Cellular component (GO): Golgi apparatus
Source: RefSeq, a predicted model, not a curated record
CUUCUACUGCUGGUCACGUAAAUGUCGUUAAUCCCGGUUCCUCGAUGGCACUUGAUGAACCGGUUGGACACAAACUAUAUUCAUAAAGACUUGACUGAGAACGAAAAAAAAAAACUUUUUAAUUAUAAUAUUUGAUUUUCUCAGUGAGUGAACUGAAAAAAACAGCAUACGAGGCUUUUGAUUUGACCUAGUUUUCCUUUCCUCCAGCAGUUAGGUGGCUCACUAAUCCGAAGAGAUACUUGUUAGCUAAUCUAAUCUGAGUUAGUUAAUCCUUUCCCUCUUCACUCCAGCAGCAGGCAGGGUAACGGAAUUGAGGAGGAGUGACCACCGUUCUCCGUUUGACUGAGAAGACUCACCCAGUUUGGGGACUCUGUACGUAGAUAGAGUUACACUUUGCCUGAACUAUGGAGGAGAAACUUGGAAGUAGUCAAACGGAAAGGUGACGCGGCUGUGGAGUCUAGCAAAACCAACUUGGACAGCAAAGGUUGAGCACAGUGCAGCUCAUCGGGGCAUGAGAGCCUCCAACUUUGCGCCUUGCAAAGAAACGAAACGAUGGCUGCAUACGGAAGGAGGAAACGGCCCAAGUUACUUAUUUUAAUAGUUGGUGCCAUUUUGCUGGGAUAUGUUACAUUUUUCAAACGCAAGUCGGGGGAAGUGAGCUUGACGAACCGACGGGAAGUCACAGGAGAGGAAGAGUAUGAGCUCCUUAAGAAGCCAGUCUACGAGAAGCCCCCCUUGGAUUUAAACGCUCUGGGAGAACUGGGCAGAGCCGUGAAACUGAAUCUGAACGAAGAGGAGAAAAGAAAAGAAGAGGAAAGUAUCAAAGCGCACCAGAUUAACACUUAUGUCAGUGAUAAAAUAUCACUGCACCGCAGGCUGCCAGAGAGAUGGAACCCACUCUGCAAAGAGCUGAAGUAUGACUACAGGUCCUUGCCCACGACCUCUGUGGUGAUUGCUUUCUACAACGAGGCCUGGUCCACCCUGCUGAGGACUGUUCACAGUGUGCUGGAGACGUCUCCUGACAUCCUGCUGAAAGAGGUGGUGCUGGUGGAUGACUACAGUGACAAAGCUCAUCUCAAGGAGCCACUGGACAAGUACGUCUCAGGUUUGAAUAAGGUGCGUCUGAUCCGGGCCACAAAGAGGGAGGGGCUGGUGCGGGCCCGGUUGCUCGGGGCAUCCAUCACCACAGGCGAGGUUCUGACCUUCCUGGAUUGUCAUUGCGAGUGUCACGGCGGCUGGUUAGAGCCCGUGCUCCACAGGAUCAAAGAGGAGCCGGAGGCCGUGGUGUGCCCCGUCAUCGACGUGAUAGACUGGAACACCUUCCAGUAUUUAGGCCAUGCUGGGGAACCUCAAAUCGGAGGGUUUGAUUGGCGGUUGGUCUUUACCUGGCACACCAUCCCCGACUACGAACAGAAACGCCGACGUUCACCCGUAGAUGUCAUCAGGUCUCCUACUAUGGCAGGUGGUCUGUUUGCUGUGAGGAAGGACUUCUUCCAUUAUUUGGGAACAUAUGACACAGGAAUGGAGGUGUGGGGAGGAGAGAACCUGGAAUUCUCUUUCAGGAUUUGGCAGUGUGGGGGCAGCCUGGAGGUCCACCCGUGCUCCCACGUGGGUCACGUCUUCCCGAAAAAGGCACCUUACUCACGGAGCAAAGCGUUGGCAAACAGCGUGAGAGCAGCUGAGGUCUGGCUGGAUGAAUACAAGGAGAUCUACUAUCAUCGUAAUCCCCACGCACGCCUGGAGGCCUUUGGAGAUGUAACGGAGCGGAGGAUGCUCCGAGAGAAGUUGGGCUGCAAGAGCUUCAAGUGGUACUUGGAUAACAUUUAUCCCGAUAUCCACGUCCCACAUGAUCGGCCAGGCAUGUUUGGAAUGCUUAAGAACCGGGGCAAGACCAACUACUGUUUUGACUACAACCCUACAGAUGAGAAUGCGGUGGUGGGCCAAAGGGUCAUCCUCUAUCUGUGUCAUGGAAUGGGCCAGAACCAAUUCUUUGAAUACUCUGUGAAUGGUGAGAUCUCUUACAACACAAGGGAACCUGCUGGAUGCAUCGCGGGUGACAGCAUCAGUACCUACUUGACUGUCCAGCUGUGCAGAAAACGAGGGCAGCCUGUACCUUCAGACCAGAAAUUUGUCUUCAAAAAGGAUGGGAGUUUGUACCACGUCCACAGCCAGAAGUGUGUUGAGGCAAUAGACAAUACAGACAACGGGACACCAGCACCCUCACUCCAACCCUGCUCUGAUAGCCUCCACCAGAAGUGGUUCUUUGAAGAGAAAAUGUAAUACUCCAACCCUAGGAUAUGUUUUUCUUAACCUUAACGGACGUCAAAUGAGGUUGUGCUUCCUUUCAAACUUAAACCUCCUAUAAAUUCUUGCUCACUGGGAGAAAUCUAUCUGUAUUUACUUUCUACAGUACUUACUGGAUACUGCAUAUACACUUGUUGGGAAAACCAAGCCUAUAGGACUAUGCAUUAUUUUUCUCAUUAAAGAGAUGUUUGGAAACUAGUGCUGCUUUGCACAUGGGAAUAUUUUUGGGGGGCUGUUUUUCAUUUACCUACUCCACGCCUGUUGCAGUCUUUUAGUUUGCAUGCAAAGCUUUACCCAGAAAGAGGGAAAGGCACAAAGAAAGCUGUGCAUCCAUAUAGAAAGAAAACAGCGGCUUCAUAAAUCUGUCAGCAAACUCUGACCAUCUUACGAGCUAGCAUCUGGAAUUGCAGUGAUGUUCAGAGGCAUGUCAUGAGGCGUUAUUUUAUAUUCUUGUCUUAUCCUCUAGAGGGGGCUAAAUCUCCUUUCUGUACAUUCCCUUCUUGUAUUGGGCUCUCUUUCUGAGUAGGAAGUGGAACAAUUUUUCAGGUAUUUAGUUGAGAGCCUUUUCAGGACAUUUAAAGUGCUUGUCACUCCUUGCUACGUACCAGGGACUUAA